Molecule: messenger RNA, 7649 nt
Organism: Varanus komodoensis (Komodo dragon)
Lineage: Eukaryota; Metazoa; Chordata; Lepidosauria; Squamata; Varanidae
Gene: BRCA1
Product: BRCA1 DNA repair associated
Exons: 21
Coding region: 532-5508 (1658 amino acids)
Biological process (GO): negative regulation of fatty acid biosynthetic process; double-strand break repair via homologous recombination; chordate embryonic development
Cellular component (GO): BRCA1-BARD1 complex; BRCA1-A complex; plasma membrane
Molecular function (GO): zinc ion binding; ubiquitin-protein transferase activity; DNA binding
Source: RefSeq, a predicted model, not a curated record
AACGAACGAACUCCUGUGAAAACAGGCACCUGUGAUUUUUUUUGCCUCUUGCAAAGACUAUGAAAUAACCGAUUCCAUCCGAUGCAUAAAGGAGUUUCCGGUUUCUUGAGCGAGACUACAAUUCCCAGGAUGCUUUCUGUUGAGUACCUUUGUUGGCAGCAGCUUCUAAGUUUGGCCACUCAGUUGCUACCAUUUCGUGUGCAGAGUCCGUCGGCUAUAGUUGUAAAAACAGCAACGGUCCAAACAAUAACUGAGGUAAUCACAGGCCGCUCCCACUCUGUGACACCUUGCCUUACUGCUCUAAUUGGAGGCCUUCGUUUUGAAGUACGUCAGCAUGACGGAGAAGGGAGCGAUAAAGCGAUUGGUCGGCAAUCGGUCACCUGGCGAUUACUCUGAAAAAGCGCGAAAAGACUUCGGAAGGCUUUUGGGCGCCUUCCGCUAGGGGAGUGAGCGUAAUGUGAGGAAGAAAAGCGAGUAGAGCGGCUUAAGGGGAAGAUGCUCUGAAGGGGUUGCUACAGCAAACUUUAGGCGAUGGAGGCGAUGGGUAAAGAAGUUAUGGAUUCUUCCAUAUCUGAGAUUCAUGGAAUGCUGCUGGCUUUACAGAAGAACCUGGAAUGCCCCAUAUGCCUGGAGGUGAUGAAGGAGCCAGUCUCAACAAAUUGUGCCCAUAUUUUCUGCAGGUUCUGUGCACUUAAGCUUCUUAAACAGAGGAACGGUGUAACACAGUGUCCACUUUGCAAUGCUAAAGUCACCAAAAGAAGUCUAAGGGAAGAUGUCCGAUUUAAGGAAGUAAUCAAAGUGGUUCUGGAAACUGUCCGUGCUUAUGAGCAUGAUACAGGGCUCAAAUUUUCAGUUGAUCAUUGGUCAUCCAAGAAAUCCGUAGAAAUUGCUUCUGCUUCAGUUCCAGAACAGCCAGUAAUUGACUGUAAGGGCUACAGAAACAGAGUGAAAAGAGUGAAGGAAGGAAUAAAGGGGAACACAAACUUGGGCAAGAGCUCCCAUUUUCCACCAUGCAACAGAUAUUCCCUGAGGAAAAAAAGUAAUUCUAAUAAAGAUGUCAUCUUUGAAUUUGGAUCAGACUCCUCUGAAGAUGUAUGUAAGAAGGCAGGGGCUGUCAGGUGUGUGGGAUUUGGAAGUAGUUCUUUAUCUCAGGCUGGUGAAAGUUGUGCCAAGAAUAUGGAACUUCCUGAGCCAAGUGUUGAAGAUCAGGCACCAUUAAAUAAGUCAGGUGCAUUUGGGUUCUUGGAAGAAGCACUAGGAAGCAAAGAAGACAUUCAAGGCAGCCCUGAAAACAUUAAAGUUCUUGAGGAUAAUGUGGUUGUGGACAAGAAUCAGGGUUUGUUUUUUCCUGAACCCUGCACUGGGCAACAUGCAAGAAAACCUAAUGACUCGUCCACACACAAAGAUGAUUUUCGCUUUGUACCCAGUAUAUUGCAAUUGGUUGAUGAAACGACAAUGUCUUUGGCAGAUGGUCUGGCAGAAAAUGGCACAGGAAAUGCUGGCAUUGUAUUGCCUGGUGGAAAUACACAAAAUCUGUGUGAAGAUGAGGAGCAUCUGCUGCAUUGUCCAACUUCACAUGACAAUUCCUUGAGUCAAGUUCCUGGGAAGAAACUGAAGCGGAGCAUCCAGAAAGUCAGUGAAUGGCUUUCUAAAAGCAAAGGGAGUCUGUCUUCUAGCUCCCUGCAGGAAGUUCUCACUGAGGAAGUGAAUCAGGAUCCAGUCACAUAUUUGUCAGAUGCAGAUUCUUGUGUUUCUGAGAAGACUGAGCAGGUGGAAGACCAAGGGGAAUUCAUAAUGAGAAGGAAAGAGAGCAAGUUUUUGUCCAAGCCAGUUGCCACAAAAAUUGAAGAUAAAAUAUUUGGGAAAAUAUACAAGAGGGACCGCAGGUCAAACCCUCGUUGGAAUGAGAAGGAAAUAAUCCAAUUACAGGAAGAGGAAGAUACUGCUUUGAACACAAAAUCUUGUGAUACACCUAUAAGAAAAAUCUUUACAAGAAAGAGGAAGGCUCAUGACUCCAUCAGGAGGCAGGACAUGAAAGAAAGUAGUAAGAGGCCUGGUGGAGAUGAAAAUUUUCCUUUGGAAGCAUGUGACCAAGCCCUUACUCUUAUUGAUCAUGUACUUGUAGCAGACCAAAAGGGCACUGAGUUGUCAACAGUACUUGUCAAGGAAGGGACAUCCAUUUUUCAAGAUGAUGCAAGUGAACAUGAUCAGAGUGGAUGCCACAAACUGUCAGAAUCAAACUUGAAAAAUCCAGAGAAGAAAAUAAGCUCAUUGAGUAAGAGAAGUAAACUAUUAAGUAGGUCACUUGGGGCAGUGCAGGUGGUAAGAGACAUCAGCUCCAAAUCUCCUAAGAAAAGCAUGAGGCAGAUAGAUGAUGAGGAGUCAAGGGAAGGAGGAACAGGCCAGGUGCAAGUCAGGCAGAGCAGGAGGCUUCAGCUGAUCACAGAAGGAGCCUGGAAGAGAGACACGGGACUUCAAUUACAGCCAGAAGGAGCCUGGAGGAAAAGUGAACCAGCAAAGAGUGAACAGAAAGAGGUGAUUGAAGGAGGUAAAAAACAAGGGUGGCCUCAAGCAGAGAAUACGCCAUCUCCUUCUGUAGCAGAAGAUAAACUGAACAUGUUGCAAGGCGGGAUGCAGAAGGACAUUUCUUUGUCAGAUGACAGCCUGAUAGACAAGGAAAGUGAUGCAAAUAAGGCUCGUAUUAACCCUGAAUCCUCUGCGUCUAUGAUGCGAAGUAUAAAAGGUCUUCUGAAGAAUGAAAAAACUACAGAGGGCCAAAGUCCUAGUUGUAUUGUCCCCAGCACGGACUCUCAAAAUAGUUGUUCACUAUUUCAUCCUACAGAAGUGAAGCAAACCAGUUUUGUAGAUAAACAUGAGCAGAAUGCAUUAGGUACUCAGGCACCAGAGGGUGAUAUAUUUUUCACAGGUGAUGUGACAGAAACCUGUAAGCACACUGAGACAGAUGAUAAAGCGACAGGGACUUCAGAGUUGAACCCAGAAAUUGAUGACAGUGAACUGGAUUCAGGCUUCAUGCAGAAGAUAGUCGGCCGCUGCAAACGCCAGUCAUUUUUGCUGCAUCAAAGUCCAGUGAAGGAAUCUGCUGCAGACAUUCAAAGGGAGCUAACUGUUGGCAAGAUGGAAAGCAACAAAGCCCACUGUUUGAAUAAAUCAGGUGAAAAUAUAGACUGGAUUUCUGAGAAGAGACGAGAAGCAAGUAUUUGUGAGGUGAGUAGAGGCAGUUCUGGGCAGAGACUGGCAUCUUGCACCUCCCAUUUCCCUCAACAGAAUAACACAACUGAAAAUCUUAAGCUUCUCUCACAAGCUGCAUUCCCAAGUCAUCCAUCCAUGUCAGAGCACUCAGCCAGCAAGAAUAUAGAGAACGGAAGCCAGAUACAAAGUCAGAAACCAGCAACUGAAAAAAAACUAUCUCCAGAAAUAAUGCAGGAAACUGCAAGUCCAAGUGGUAGUAGCAGAAUCCCAAGUGUCUGCAGAAAUAGCAACUUGCAAGGCACUACUUUAACACUUGUUAAUACGAGAAGUCCCAGUACUCACAACUUGCAGCAAGCAGGAUUUGAAGGCACUGAAAUCAAAGGGCUGGCAUUAAACUCUCAGCCAGAAUUGCUGCAGUCACAACCAACACUUCCUGAACUUAGCUGUGUCUUUAUCGAAAAGAAAAGCAGCAUGAAAGAAAAACAACUGAACAGUGGCAUAGGAGAAGCAACUGAUAUCUCUAGCCCAGAUGUUCCUAAGUGCCUGUUGCCCAGUGAGAAUGUAGAACAGUUCACGGAGGAGGAAUCCGAUGACUUAGAGACACCAGAGGGCUUGCUGGGUCCUUCUAUCAAAAACAAAGAGAGCUCACCUAACCUUUGGGAAAUGGACAAGAAAGAUAGCUUAGACAUGUCUGCUAAAACAGACAGGGACAGCAACACUGGAAGCAGCUUCAAGUUGAAAAGCAAUAUUUCAGCACGCAAGAGACGGGUACGGAAGUUGCCAUCCUCAGAAGAGGAAGAUUCCAGUGAAGAUGAACUGCCAUGCUUUCAAGAACUAAUAUUUGGUAAAACAAUAAGUAUGCCAUCACAACAAGAAAGGAAUCCAUCAACUGAGAUGCUAGCAUGGAAGAGCAGCAGCCAAAGUAACCUGAAAUACAACGAUGGGGAUGACUCUCCAAGUCAGGAGUCAGACUGUUCAGUGAAUUUGUUUUCCUCCCAAACACAUGCAUCUGCGGACUUCAGUAGCAAACCUCAUGAUUCAGGACACUUAACUCAAGUUAAUUCCAGGGAAAAUCUGCCAAGUCUCAGCAGGAAUAAAGAAGAACCCAUUGGUGAAGAGAACAUGGACUAUGACAGUGAAGCUAGCCAUAUGGGGGAUUCGUCAGGACUAUCGUCCCAGAAUGAGAUCCUCAGCACACAGCAAAGAGAUGCCAUGAAAAUCAACUUAGACAAACUCCAACAGAAGAUGGCUAUUCUUGAAGCAGUUCUCAAACAAGGAAGCCACAGUACUGCCCCAGAAGGAUGGAUGCUACCUGAUAAAGAAGCUGAUUUCUUGGAAGAACAGACAAGAUCACCAAAGGGACAUAAAGCAAAAAUGAGUGCUAAAUUCAAAAAGCCCCUUCAAGGAGUAGUCUCCCCCACUGUCCAAAGUCUGUUUUGGACUCCAGGCAGCUAUUCUACCACUUCCUCAAAGCCUGAAGAGCAAAUUUCUACCUGUUUGGACGAAGAGAGAACAAAGGGGUCUCCCGCUGCCAAAUAUGAUGCAGGCAAGUCAAGUGCACCAAGACAUGAGACACACAGAAGGCCAGACUCUCCGUUGUCACCCAUCACAUGCUGUAGUUCCAGCAAAGGGAAUUGCAAGAGUCUGUUUCUGGCCAGCAAGAGGAAUAUGUUUCUGGUGGCAUCAGGUCUAAACCAGGGCGAGUUGAGACUGGUACAAAAGUUUGCCAGGAAAACUGAGAGCACUUGGUCUAAUAACAUUACUGCAGAAACAACCCAUGUAGUAAUGAAAACAGAUGAGGAUCUAGUCUGUGAGCGGACUCUGAAAUACUUCCUCGGAAUUGCUGCACAGAAAUGGGUGGUGAGCUACAAAUGGAUUGAGCAGUCGCUUAAGGCAGGAAAGCUUCUUUAUGAGGGUGACUUUGAAGUGAGAGGUGAUGUAAUCAAUGGGAGACAUCAUCAAGGGCCCAAAAGAGCAAGAGAAUCUCCUGCUGGAAAGCUUUUUCAGGGCUUGAAAAUAUGCUGCUAUGAGCCGUUCACUGACAUGCUCCCAGAACAACUGGAGUGGAUGGUAGAGCUGUGCGGUGCAUCACUUGUGAAGCAAUCUCAUUUACUUGCAUGUCCAGCAAACUCUGCUGCUGUGGUAGUGGUUCAGCCCGAUGCUUGGGUGGAAGGCAGUGCCUGUCAAGGCUUCCCACUGGAAUGCAGUGCUACUAUAGUUUCACGUGAAUGGGUGCUGGACAGUGUUGCAUGCUACCAACGUCAGCCAUUUGAUGAAUACAUUGUGGAACAGAAGUGAUGGGGUGGCCUUCUGGAGUUUCUCAUGAGUGCCGAAUCUUCAGGAUAGGAUUUCUGUGACAGUUUUGUGGAACACUUACUUACAAGAUAAAGAUUUCAGUUUGCAUAAAGAUGCCUUGUUGCACCAAAGGCAGAACUACAACUGUGAAACUUCUAUCUUCAUCACAGUGUUUUCCAUGAGUCAAGAAAUAAUUUGCUGACUUAAUUAUUAUCUAACUGUUGUCUUGUUUAGGAACCCCCCUCCCUGCCACACAGACACACAAUGUCCUGAAGAUCUAUUCACUUGAAAGAGUUAUAUGGAACAGAGAGCUUCAAUUAACUCAGCUGAAUAGUAACAGUUUAUUUGCUUGUUUCGUGGGAGAAUUUUCAUAAACAAAGAUGUACUUAUGCUGGAUCACUGACACAACAUCCUAUUCUAAGAAAAAAUGUUGCUUAGACAGUGGUUGAAAGCACAAGAAUCUAUUACAAAGGCCCAUUGUGUCAGAAGGUAGUACAUACUGACUUAAAUGUUUGUGUUGCAUUAAGAAAACAAGGGCACCUCUUUCAUGAGACAGACAGAAGCAAAUGAUUCAAGUGGUGAAUUAGAAAGGGUAGUGGACUGUGGUAGCCACAUUGACUUUCUGCUACUAUCUGCCUCCUGACUGGCAUGAGUUGCCUCUGUGCAUCUCUGCUUGCUCACCAUUGUGGGUCACAGUGUUGAAUCCACCCUAUCUCAGCACACCGGAAGCAUUUUGCCCUCUUUCUGAUCCGGUGUGAUGAACCUGCCUCUCUGUCUGCCUCUAGCUGCUUGCCUUGCUUAGGCAGUGCCUGUCCGUGUUAUUUUACGUUAAAACACUGGUUUCCCUGGAAAGGUGCUCAGGUCUGAAUCUGGAGGCAAUGAAACACAUGGUUCAUAGAGAAAUGAUCCACCCACAUGAUUGCUCUGCAAGAGAAAAAUUGCAGAGACAAGAGAAAAAGUUAAUGCCAGAGUGAGAAUUGCUGUCUUAGCUAAAGGGAUUUCUUUAGCCAAAAAAACAGACUGAAGCCGAUAGAAGCCUGGUCCUGCCCCAGUAAGGGGAUCUGGUGGCACAAAGAAGCUGCUGUUGUCAAGACCAGAGAACCUCUGUGUGCAUGAACCUUUGCCGUUAUUGCCACACAGAGUCUUUGUCACUCAGUGGAUCUUUUCCUUUUGGUCUUCACACGAGCAUUCCCAGCAGUUCAGCGACAUUAAACCCCUCCCCACAUCUACAUUGAAGAUGAGUGCUGUUGAUCUGUACUACUUGGGGGUGAACAUCUGGUCACCGCUAUGCAGCACAGCCCAACACUGUUCUUCAAUGCAUAGCUGCACAGUGAGUGGGUAAAUAAGUUUGUGUGCCUCCCUUCUAUUCCACACAGGCAAAGAAAUCUGUCAGAGUGGCCCCUGUGAGCUUGUUAGCUCUCUUUGGGCAGCCUAUCCCGCAGUGCUUGGGGUCGUAAAGGGUUCCCAUUUUGAUGAUCCUGGGGAAGUCUCAGACUUUUCUUUGCAACAGGACUGGAAUUCUACUUGGCUGUCAUUUAACUUAAUAGACCCAUGCAUAGCUAGCUAGCACCCAGUUCUAAUGGGACUGGACAGGGCUCUGAGACCCUUGCUAACAGCCAACACUAAAACAGGCCAUCCGUGUUCAAAGACUGAGCUUAGCCUGGUAAUUCAUACCAGGCUAAGGAACCCAGAGGCAAGGAACCAGUCUGGGGUAAAGUUCAUCCACUGCAGCACUAAAUCGAGAAUUUCUGUCACUGGUAGAAGGAGAAGGGGUUCUAAAAUGCCUUCUUUAAAAGUGCCAUUUCUCUAAUUCUUUUAAGUUGACAUGGGGGUACAUCUAAUGCUUAAUUUUGAAGUCAUAUUUUCUUGCUCAUUUCCAGAAAGAUAUUAAUGCUGAGCCAGUAUUCAAUAAAUAAACAGCCAUAGACCCCCCAGCUUUUAAAAGUGAGCAUAUGUGGUCAAAUGUGAGCAAAAUGCAUCUCUUUCACAAAGCUUGCAGGAACCUUUUUGACCAUUGCCAUGUUAUACAGCUGUAUCUAUAACCACUGUAUUGGGUAUAUUUUUGUACAUUAUUUCAAUCUGGAAUUGGAUAAAUGUUGGAAAUAAGAAAAUAAAGUAGUUCUUUACACAGCACUUCAUUAAAA